Messenger RNA from Oncorhynchus keta (chum salmon), 988 nucleotides. Its product is annotated as transcription elongation regulator 1-like protein. Gene Ontology annotation, molecular function: transcription coregulator activity; RNA polymerase binding. The transcript is spliced from 7 exons. NCBI's taxonomy places the organism in Eukaryota, Metazoa, Chordata, Actinopteri, Salmoniformes, Salmonidae. Gene Ontology annotation, cellular component: nucleus. The coding region runs from base 1 to 768 and encodes 255 amino acids. The record is from RefSeq and is a predicted model, not a curated record.
AUGAUCGUUUCUCCUCAGGUGUGUGGUGUGGACGGGGACGACAGAGUAUUUUUCUUCAACCCAACGAUACAGCUCUCUGUUUGGGAUCAGCCAGUAGAUCUGAAGCACCGUGGAGAGGAUCUCAACAGGAUUAUAGAAAAUCCUCCACAUAAACGCAAAAAUGAUUCUUUGUCCACAGAGGACGGUUCUAACUCUCCGUCUGCCGAUGACGAUGAUGCUGAUGAUGAAGAUGAACAUUAUUCAAAAACCAAGAGGAACAAACGGGAGGAACCUGCGGAUGGUAAUGAGGACCUGAGAGAGAGGGCUGGCGCAGAGACAUGUGACUCUCCCCCCCAUCGGACUGUUCUACCCUUAGGGCUCCGCAUCACACACUUCAGGGACAUGCUCCUUGAAAGAGGGGUUUCAGCGUUUUCCACAUGGGAGAAAGAACUGCACAAGAUCGUGUUUGAUCCACGGUAUCUUCUGCUAAACUCUGCAGAGGAGAGGAAACAGGUGUUUGAGCAGUUUGUCAAAGUGAGGAUGAAGGAAGAACACAAGGAGAAACAGAGAAAACUGCUGCAAGCAAAAGACCAGUAUAGAAAACUUCUAGAGGAGUCGAAAAUCACAUCCAGGUCAACUUUCAAAGACUUUUCUGUUAAGUACGGCCGUGACCAGCGCUUCAAGCAAGUGCUGAAGAAGAAAGACCAAGAGCACUUCUUCAACCAAUUCAUCAAUGGGUUAAAGAAGAGAGAUAAAGAGAACCGCAUGAGGCUGAGGAAGAUGAGAUGAGGAGGUCGAAGACGUUAUGUGAAGAUUCUAAAGGAAGAUUCUAAAGGACUGUUCAUUUGAAUCUGAACAUUGGGAUUUUACAGAUAAUAUAGUUUACUGUACAAAACAGUGUCUUUAAAAUGUGUGUUAUAUGUUGUUUUUCUUUCUUUAUUUAUUUUAAUUUAAACAUGCAAUGUUUGUGGGAUUGUGAGUUGGAUUAAUUAAAACCUUCUAAAAUGAA